This is a messenger RNA of Racocetra persica, 1033 nucleotides long. The record is from the annotation of a GenBank genome assembly. Lineage: Eukaryota; Fungi; Glomeromycota; Glomeromycetes; Diversisporales; Gigasporaceae.
ACAACAGUUAUUAUUAAAUGACUGCGGCGGCGAGGCCCCGUACCCCGCACUAAGGGGGGGGCCGCCCCGGCUGCGUCACGAAAACGCAACAAUAUACGAAAAGCAAAAAGCUACAGAAAUGUUAAAAGACCUAAAGGCAUCUGAAGCAAAUCUACCUCAAGUAAUAAUUGAAGACCCCCUUAAUAAUCUAUUUCUUGAACUCAUAAGCUUGGAUCAAGAAUCUAGAGCAUCUACAAAUAAAGCAAUUGGUGUUGAAUUGGAUCAUAUCAAUAUAAUAUCAGAGUCAGAUGGCAGAUUAUUAAAUAGCGAUUCAAAUCAAUGGAUCGUUGAUACGAUCGAUAUUACGUGUCUUUUAUUACACUACCAUGAAUUAUCGAUUGAGAAAGCAUCAGAGAAUAUUAUGAAGGAUGUUGCAGAGAUUCUGUCAGAGAUUCUCUCGUUGAAUCACAUUUUCUUGUUUGAUGAACAUGCCAUAACUGGGAUUCAAGUAAUGUUCGAUAAGCAGUUAUGGGAAGAUAUUUUUAAAAGCAUUAAAAUAAAAUUUGCUUCUUAUGAAUUAUCUGAUUGUGAUAUUAUAAGGUUGUUCAAACAGGUAGCAACUAAUAUCAAAGAUUGUAGAUCAUUACUUAGACAAUGGCAAAUAGAGAUCGAAGACUAUCAGGAGGAUGUGGUUUUAGAAGUUUUCAAAUCUAUGCAAGAUAAAGUGAUGUAUUUGCUAGUAGCAGAGGUGAAGCCAACAUACAAGGAAACUUCCGAUGAUUUAAUUAAACUAGGGAAUGGGAUGAAGGGUGUUAUAGAUAAGUGUAUCAAUGAUGGAAUUAAUAUUAAAGGCAUUUCUAUUUGCGGUCUAUUGAUAGAGGGGGUUCAAUGUAGUGUCUUUGUGAUGGACUUAGACUAUGAAGCUAUGUAUCGAAUGAUCCUUCUUGACAAUGACGUAGCCGAAAGCCACCGAUCACAACCAGUAUUUAAAGAAGCAACAAAAAACUUACUUGCAAUGCUCUUUCCUCUUUCAGCACAACCAAGCAUUACAACC